AGAGUUAAGUGUGAAGUAGAUAACCUAUAAUUUAUUUUAUAAAAAUAUUUGCUAUUUAUUAAAAUUCAAAUAUUUUUUAAUAAUAAUGGAUCAGUUAAGCAAGCAGUUGGCUGAAGAUUUUUUCCUUCGGGAACCAGUGGAUCCACGAAUACGAAAACAAAAAGAUAAGACGGAAGAUGAUCCUCAUCCAACGCUCAAAGUGGAAAUGCAGAUGAUUCGCCUCAGUUCUGAUUCACAGAAACUCGUAUUAGAUACAUUGAGAUUUAUACAUGGACCUGAUUUUAAACUAGGGAGUGCAAGCAAUUACAAGGAUAAAGGUUCUAACCUUGGCAAUAGAUAUUGGAUGGAAAGAGGCAACUUGGUGGUUCAGGGAGGUUUUGAUUACUCAUUAACUGUGAAAGAUGAAAUAAAAGCACCAGAAGUAAGGCUAAGAGAGUUUGCAUUGGCUAAACUAGAAAGAUACAAUUUCCACAAAGCACAUUGUUCUGAAGCUUUGCAUUUGGCCAAAGAGAACACUGAUACAGCAUUGGAAAUUCUAUUUAGCAAAUAUUUUGAUGACACAUUUGAAGUGAAACCAGAGAAUGUGCCAACCCCAGAUGAAUUACUUGAAAUGAGAAUUGAUGAAAAAGCAGUGCUUGAAUCUAUUUACGAAAAUAUUUUUAGAGUUAAAGAUAGCAACAUUUGGAGUUUUAAAUUAUAUUUAGAUUAUUUAUCAAAGCUGUAUGAGAAGACUCCCAUUAGUAUACCCAAGAAAAAGGAAAACAGUAAUUUUAAAACAAAAAAGAAAGAGGUAUGCAAAUUGUUUUUGAGUGGUCCAUGCAGAUUUGGUGCUAAAUGUAAAUUCUUGCAUGAAACAAAAGAAGAAACAUUGUCUAUUGUACCCACAGUUGAAAGAAUUUGUUACGAAUUAGAAAUCAGAUUUCCGAAGGACAGUCUAUACCCGUACCAACCUCCAUUACUCUUUUUCAAACUUGAAACUAGAAGUAAAUUAAUUCCCGAAAGAACAUGCCUCUUGAUAACAUCGAGGUUAUAUGAAGAAGCAAAGACAUUGGCUCAAGAUGGAAUACCAUGUAUAUAUUCUUUAGUCGAAUUAUUAAAUAACGAAGAAGAAAUAUUAAAUCAUAUACAAUUUUGUGAGAAACAGUUUCCGAGUGCUACGGACACAUUAUUACCACAAACAGAAACCAUAGAUGAUAGUAUAAAACCAACUCAUUAUAAUGUAAAUAAGAAUAGACAAAAUAGACCAAGUGUAAAUAUUGAGAGUAUGUUAAAAGAGAAUAGAGAAAUAGCUAGGCGAUAUUUAGAAAAAACGGAAAAUAACAGGUACAAUAAAAUGAUGUCUGUGAGAAGAAAUUUACCAGCUUGGCAGAAGAGACAUGAUAUUAUGAAUGCUUUAAAAAAUUCUCAGGUAAUAGUUAUAAGUGGUGAAACAGGCUGCGGUAAAAGCACACAAGUACCUCAAUACAUACUCGACGAUUGGUUGGAGAAUUUCAAGCAAGACCCUAAGCAUGUGGAGAUCAUUUGCACCCAACCAAGACGGAUAUCAGCCAUCGGUGUUGCUGAUAGAGUUGCAGAGGAACGAGUGGAGAAGACGGGGCAGGUUGUUGGUUACCAGAUAAGACUAGAAAACAAAAUAUCAUCGAAAACUCGUCUAUCAUUCUGUACCACGGGUAUACUCCUGCGUCGAUUGGAAUAUGACCCGCAACUAACUUCAGUCACGCACAUUAUAGUGGAUGAGGUGCACGAGAGGUCAGAGGAGAGCGACUUCCUGUUGCUAAUCUUGAGGGACCUUAUCAAAGUGAGGAAGGAUCUGAGGGUUAUAUUGAUGAGUGCCACGCUGAAUGCUGAUUUGUUCUCGGCUUACUUUGAAAAGGUUCCAGUUUUGGAGAUUCCAGGCAGAACAUUCCCUGUAGAGCAGAUAUAUUUAGAGGAAAUAAUGGACCGAACUAACUACGUGUUAGAAGAAAAUGGACCAUAUGCGAGAAAGAUAAAGAAAGAUAAAGACAAAAAGAUCGAUUUAGAAACGGAGAUAGAAACGUCAGAUGUACGUUCAGAGGCGUCGGAGCCACCGAAAGACUCGAUCCGAGAUGAGAACCUGACGAUAUCGCAAAUGUUAGCGCGGUACCCCAAGUGCAGUAAAGUCACGUGCAAGAAUAUGUAUCUGAUGGACGUGGAAAAGAUAAAUCUGGAACUAAUCGAGCACGUAUUAACAUACAUCGUGGCUGGAGAGCACAGUUGGCCGCGAGAGGGCGCCAUUUUGGUGUUCCUGCCCGGUAUCGGUGAAAUUAUGUCGCUUCACGACCAACUCGUUGAGAGUCACACUUUUAGUCCAAAAUCAGGAAAAUAUAAAAUAAUACCUCUCCACUCCACGUUAUCAAGCGAAGAACAGUCCCUAGUGUUUAAGAACCCAGGACAGGGCGUACGAAAAGUUGUUCUAUCAACCAAUAUCGCUGAGACAUCGGUCACUAUAGAUGACUGUGUGUUUGUCAUCGAUUGUGGGCGUAUGAAGGAGAAAAGGUUCGAGUCGAGCCGCAACAUGGAGUCGCUGGAGCUGGUGUGGGUGUCGCGCGCGAACGCGGCGCAGCGGCGCGGGCGCGCGGGCCGCGUGCGCGCCGGCGUGUGCGUGCACCUGUACAGCUCGCACCGCGCCGCGCGCCUCGCCGCGCAGCCCGUGCCCGAGAUGCACCGCGUGCCGCUCGAGCAGCUGCUGCUCAAGCUCAAGAUCCUGCCGCUGUUCCGCGGCGCCGCCGUGCACGACGUGCUCGCAAAAACCAUAGAGCCGCCAGAGAUAUCCAACAUAGAUGGCGCGUUAUCGCGACUUCAAGACGUUGGUGCGUUAGACAAGGGCUUCAACCUGACUGCGCUCGGCAGGCACCUGGCGUCUCUUCCUGUGGACGUGAGGAUCGGGAAACUGAUGCUGUUCGGCGCCAUUUUCUGUUGCGUAGACUCUGCUUUGACUAUGGCCGCCUUUCUGAGCCAUAAGAGCCCGUUCCUCGCGCCGUUCGGGAAAAAGACGGAAGCAGAUGCAAAGCGACGAGAAUUUGCGUGCUCUAACAGCGACCAACUAACUACUCUGAGAGCGUACAAAAAAUGGCAACAAGCCAUGAAGUCAAGUACGCACGCGGCGCUGGUGUUCGCGAACGAGAACUUCCUAUCACACAAAACGCUAUUGAUGUUAGCGGAUAUAAAGCACCAGCUGCUCGGCCUGCUGGCCUCCAUCGGCUUCGUGCCGGAUAUGCCCGCUCUGAGGAAGAGAAUGUGGAAGGACUCGGUGGCUAGACUGACUGGGGAAGAGUUAAAUUCGAAUGGAAACAAUGACAAACUGCUGGCGACUAUUUUAUGUGCUGCCUUGUAUCCGAAUGUUGUAAAGGUGCUGACACCAGGGAAGACCUUCCACAUGCAGGCCGGCGGCGCCAUACCCCGGCAGGCAACGGCUGACGAGCUGAAGUUUAAAACCAAGUCGGACGGAUACGUGUCUCUGCACCCGUCUUCGGUCAACUUCACCGUGGGCCACUACACCAGCCCGUACCUGGUGUACCAGGAGAAAGUGAAGACUAGCAAAGUGUUCAUUCGGGAAUGUUCUAUGGUGCCCCAGGUGCCGUUGGUGCUGUUCUCUGGGUGCGGUCUAGCAGUGGAGCUUCACAAUGGUACAUUUAUAGUGUCGCUUGAAGAUGGCUGGAUCAUGUUUCAAGUGGAAAAUCAUGAAGUUGCAGAGAUGUUAAAAGCUAUAAGAGUUGAACUCAUUAAUUUAUUAGAGGAGAAAAUAAACGAUCCUUCAUUAAAUCUCCUGCACUAUGAGAAGGGCAAUAGAAUAAUUAAAACAAUAGUUCAAAUUGUAACUAAGGAUUAAGAAAAAUAGAAAGAAUUGAUAUACUAACAGUGCCUUUGAGAUUUCCAAAGCAUUUCGUACGCGAAAUUUGGUAGAAGUUUGACUUUUUCUGUAAAUAAAUAAUUAUAGAGCCGUUAUUAAACAAUAUUGUGAAUAAUUAACUACAUUAUCGUAUACAAAAGAACAUUUUAUAGUUAUAUUCGAAUAUUGAAAUGUAUUUUUAAAUAUACAUUUCGCUAUAGAUAAAUAAUAACUAAUAUCUCCAUGCCAAUAUAUUUGUCAGGUUGUAUUUUUGACGAUUUAAAUAAAGAAGAUAAAGAAGAGGUUCUCAAUAUGACUGUAACUUUUUGUUUCUUUGUUACCUCAGAGCGUUCGGCUGAUUGAACCGUUUCAGAUGUUUUUUUUUUUUUAUUUGAAAGCUGCUGCCUGUCAUGUGGUCUCUUGGAAUUUGGUCUAGUUGUAACAAUUUGAACGCGGUUUCGUUUUUUA
This is a messenger RNA of Zerene cesonia (dogface butterfly), 4318 nucleotides long. Its product is annotated as putative ATP-dependent RNA helicase DHX57. Bases 86 to 3850 code for a protein of 1254 amino acids. Lineage: Eukaryota; Metazoa; Arthropoda; Insecta; Lepidoptera; Pieridae. The record is from RefSeq and is a predicted model, not a curated record. The transcript is spliced from 18 exons. Gene Ontology annotation, molecular function: RNA binding; protein binding; ATP binding. Gene Ontology annotation, cellular component: intracellular anatomical structure.